Messenger RNA from Cotesia congregata, 2075 nucleotides. NCBI's taxonomy places the organism in Eukaryota, Metazoa, Arthropoda, Insecta, Hymenoptera, Braconidae. The record is from the annotation of a GenBank genome assembly.
AUGACAAGUGAACUAGCAGAAAAUAUUUUGCUCCAUGUGGAGAAAAAUGGAGAAACGAAUUCAUUGGAUUUAGUGAAUGUUUUUAAUGAAGACCAUCAAAAAAUUAUUGGAGCUAUUAAAAGUCUCCAAACUCUUGAUAAUAUAAUUGAAGUUGAGCAGAUUAGUCAUAAAAAAUGGGAACCAACUGCAGAAGGCGAACAUGUUAUUCAACAUGGCAGUCACGAAGCCGCUGUAUUUUUUGCCGUACCUGAAAAUGGAAUAUUACAGGCAGAAAUUAUGAAUUCUGUACCAUAUGCCAAAGUCGGAUUAUCAAAAGCUCUUGUGGCUGGUUGGAUAAAGCUUGAUAAAAGCUCUGGAAAACCAAUGGUUAUCCGAAAUGUAUCUACUAUUGAAGAUACAACGCAGAACAAUCUGAAAAAUUUUGAUAAUCUUACAGAUAAUAUCAAAGCUGAUUAUAAAAAACGAAAGUUACUUCAAGAAAUCAUUGUUAAAAGCGUCAUCGUUAGAAAAGGACCAAAUUUUGCGACAAAAAUUGAAAAAUUAGAAACAGAAUUAACGAGUGAUUUAUUGAUAAAUGGAGCGUGGAAGCAGAAAAAAUUUAAAAAGUAUAAUUUUGAUGCACUAGGAUCUUCAACUGACACUGGUCAUUUACAUCCUUUACUUAAAGUCCGGGCAGAAUUUAGAAAUAUAUUUUUAGAAAUGGGAUUCGAGGAGAUGCCGACGAAUAAUUUCGUUGAAAGUUCAUUCUGGAAUUUUGAUGCAUUAUUCCAGCCUCAACAACAUCCAGCUCGUGACGCUCAUGAUACAUUCUUCAUUUCAGAUCCAAAGUAUUCAACGAAAUUUCCGCAAGAUUAUUUGGCAAAGGUCAAGCAAGUACACAGUAAAGGAGGAUAUGGUUCUGAAGGUUAUCGUUACGAUUGGAAGAUAGAAGAAGCAAAAAAAAAUCUUUUACGAACUCACACAACUGCUGUGAGCGCUCGAAUGUUAUAUCAAUUAAUGCAAAAGGGUGAAUUUAAACCAGUCAAAUAUUUCAGUAUUGAUCGCGUAUUUCGUAAUGAGACAUUAGAUGCAACUCAUCUUGCAGAGUUUCAUCAAAUAGAAGGUGUAGUUGCUGAUUAUAAUUUAACUUUGGGUGACCUAAUAGGUACUCUGUAUGAAUUCUUUAAAAAACUUGGAAUUGAUAAACUCGAAUUUAAACCUGCAUACAAUCCAUACACUGAACCAAGUAUGGAGAUUUUUUGCUUUCACGAAGGAUUAGGAAAAUGGAUUGAAAUUGGAAACAGUGGUGUAUUUAGACCUGAAAUGAUUUUACCAAUGGGAUUACCAGAGAAAGUUAAUGCUAUUGCGUGGGGUUUAUCAUUAGAACGACCUACAAUGAUUAAAUAUGGGCUCAACAAUAUACGAGACUUAGUAGGACCAAAAGUGGAUUUACAAAUGGUUUACAACAAUCCCAUUUGUCGUUUAGAAAAAGUGAACAACAAAAAAUCUUCAAAAGUAAAUGGAUCACAUAACAAUUCUAUUGAGACAAGUUCAUCUGGAAAUUGUCAACACCUUCAAGGCCAGAGUUAUAUCAUAUAUUGUGAUCCAAAGUAUCCAAUUUACUGGCUUGAGUCACUUUUAAGUCUAGCGGAAAAUUGUUUUACGUCGUCGGUGUCAACUCACCUUCAUUCGUCAGUUUUGAAUCCAUCUGAAGAUCUUAAAAAUUUCUGUAAUAAAUUCCGAAAGACUGAUAAGACUGACAUAUCAAUUAUUUUUGUAUGGAAAUCUGUAGGAGUUGAUCCAUUGUUAGAGGCAUCAGAAAUGCGUACAAUUUUUGGUGAAAUUAAUAUUGCUCGUUUUUUAAAUCGCUUAAUUGAAUCUGUUGAUAAAUCAUUACUGAAAUAUGAAAGCAAUGGUACUAAAUAUGCUAAUCAAAUUGAUGUUGUUCUCGAAAAAAUGCACCUAUCAAUGCAUAAAAACAACAAAUAUAUAUUGAAUGAUUUACGCAGUAAAUCUAAAACUCGUUAUAUCCUAGGAGAUUUAUCAAUUAUUGAUAUAAUACUGGAAGCUCAACGGUAAAAUCAAUAAACUAAUAA